CUGAAUUCAGAUGUCAGCCAGGACGUUUUCAGUGUGGAACUGGACUUUGUGCUCUUCCAGCCUUUAUCUGUGAUGGAGAGAACGAUUGUGGGGACAAUUCUGAUGAACUGAACUGUGACACACAUGUGUGUCUGUCAGGUCAGUUUAAGUGCACAAGAAAUCAGAAGUGUAUUCCAAUAAAUCUGAGAUGCAAUGGACAGGAUGACUGUGGUGAUGAAGAAGAUGAAAGAGAUUGUCCUGAAAACAGUUGUUCUCCAGACCAUUUCCAGUGUAAAACAACAAAACACUGCAUUUCUAAACUGUGGGUAUGUGAUGAAGACCCAGAUUGUGCUGAUGGAUCAGAUGAAGCUAACUGUGAUAAAAAAACUUGUGGGCCUCAUGAAUUCCAGUGCAAAAACAACAACUGUAUUCCAGAUCAUUGGAGGUGUGACAGCCAAAACGAUUGUGGUGAUAAUUCUGAUGAAGAAAACUGUAAGCCUCAAACUUGCACUUUGAAAGACUUCCUUUGUGCCAAUGGAGACUGUGUUUCAGCAAGAUUCUGGUGUGAUGGGGACUAUGACUGUGCAGAUGGCUCAGAUGAGAGAUAUUGUGAAACAGGCUGUUCAAGAGAUCAGUUCCAGUGUUCCAAUGGUCAGUGCAUAUCGGCCAAAUGGAAAUGUGAUGGUCAUGAAGACUGCAAACUUGGGGAUGAUGAGAAAAAUUGUGAACCAGCAUCUCCAACCUGCUCUUCAAGUGAGUACAUAUGUGCAAGUGGAGGCUGUAUUUCGGCAUCUUUGAAAUGUAAUGGAGAGUAUGACUGCGCUGAUGGAUCUGAUGAGAUGGAUUGUGUAACAGACUGUAAAGAAGAUCAGUUUCGAUGCAAGAAUAAGGCCUACUGUAUCCCUGUCAGAUGGUUUUGUGAUGGGAUCCAUGACUGUGUGGAUGGCAGUGAUGAAGAAAACUGUGACCAAGGAGGAAAUAUAUGUAGAGCUGAUGAAUUUUUGUGCAACAAUUCCCUCUGCAAACUUCAUUUUUGGGUUUGUGAUGGCGAGGAUGACUGUGGAGAUAACUCUGAUGAAGUUGCUGAAAUGUGUGUAAAGUUUCCAUGCCCUCCAACAAGGCCGUACAGAUGUAGAAACAACAGGGUUUGUCUAAGACCUGAGCAGAUUUGCAAUGAAGUUGAUGACUGUGGUGAUAACUCGGAUGAAGAUCACUGUGAUAAAAUCACAUAUAAAGCAAGGCCAUGUAAAAAAGACGAAUUUGCUUGUAAGGAUAAGAAAUGUAUUCCGAUGGAGCUACAGUGCGAUUGGUUUGAUGACUGUGGAGACGGUUCAGAUGAGCAAGACUGCAAAAUAAGUGUCGCUGAAUACACAUGUGAAGAUAACGUGAAUCCUUGUGGAGAUGACGCAUACUGUAAUCAAACAAAGACAUCCCUACUGUGUCAGUGUAAACCUGGAUUUCAGAGAAACAAGAGGAAUAGACAAUGUGAAGAUAUCAAUGAGUGUAUGGUAUUUGGUGCCUGCUCCCAACACUGCAAUAAUAUUAAGGGGUCAUACAAAUGUGCCUGCGAGAAAAAUUAUAAGGAGAGGAAUAACAGUUGUAUAGCAAAAGGCUCUGAAGAUCAAGUUCUCUAUGUUGCUAAUGAUACUGACAUCCUGGGUUUUGCAUAUCCAUUCAACUACAGUGAUGUUCAUCAGCAAAUAUCACAUAUUGAACAUAAUUCAAGGGUAACUGGAAUGGAUGCAUAUUUUCAAGGGGACAUGAUUGUUUGGAGCACUCAAUUUAAUCCAGGAGGGAUUUUCUACAGAAAACUUCACGACAGAGAGAGAAGGCAAAGUAACAGCGGCUUGAUAUGUCCAGAAUUCAAAAGACCUAGGGGCAUUGCUGUUGACUGGGUUGCUGGAAAUAUUUAUUGGACUGAUCACUCUAGAAUGCAUUGGUUCACGUACUAUACAACUCAUUGGACUAGUCUGAGAUACUCCGUCAAUGUAGGCCAAUUGAAUGGACCUAACUGUACAAGACUCCUCACAAGCAUGGCAGGAGAACCAUAUGCAAUUGCUGUAAAUCCUAAAAAGGGGAUGAUGUACUGGACAGUUAUUGGGGAUCGCUCUCACAUAGAGGAAUCAUCUAUGGAUGGUACUCUGAGGAGGAUAUUGGUUCAAAAGAAUUUACAAAGACCUACAGGUCUUGUAGUUGAUCAGUUCAGUCAGCGUUUGUUCUGGGCCGAUUUUGAAUUAUCUGUUAUUGGCAGCGUUCUUUUCGAUGGUUCCGAUUCAGUUGUGUCUGUGAGCACUAAACAAGGUUUACUGCAUCCACAUAGAAUUGACAUUUUUGAGGAUUACAUAUAUGGAGCAGGUCCGAAAAAUGGUGCGUUUAGAGUACACAAAUUUGGCAGGAGCCUUGUAGAAUAUCUGAGUGUGGACGUUGACAAAGCAAAAAGUGCCUUGAUUUUUCACCGCUACAAACAAAUGGACUUGCCUAAUCCAUGCUUGGACCUGACAUGUGAAUUCAUUUGUUUACUCAACCCUUCUGGUGCAACAUGUGCUUGUCCAGAAGGUAAAUCAUUGGUGAAUGGAACGUGCAUUGAUCAGAGCCUCUUAGAUGAUACCUGUAAACUAACCUGUGAAAAUGGAGGAAAGUGCAUUAUAAACGAGAAGGGGGAUCCCCGAUGUCACUGCUGGCCAAGUUACUCUGGUGAAAGGUGUGAAACCAACCAUUGCUACAAUUACUGCCAGAAUGGAGGAACCUGUGGAGCCUCUCUCCUUGGGAGGCCUACCUGCAACUGUGCGCUGGGGUUCACAGGACCAAACUGCAAUCAGACGGUCUGCAAACACUUUUGCCAAAACGGAGGAACCUGCAGUGUCACUGCUGGGAAUCAACCCUUUUGCAACUGCUUGCCUGAGUAUACAGGAGACAGAUGUCAGUAUUAUGUUUGCCACCAUUAUUGUGUGAAUUCUGAAUCGUGUACUAUUUCUGAUGAUGGAAGUGUAGAAUGUGUCUGUCCAGUACGAUUUGAAGGUCCAAAAUGUGAAGUGGACAAGUGUAUCAGAUGUCAUGGGGGACGCUGUAUAAUAAACAAGGACAGUAAUGACAUCGUAUGCAAUUGCACUAAUGGAAAGAUUGCCUCCACCUGUCAGUUAUGUGAUGGCUUCUGUUACAAUGGUGGUACAUGUCAACUGGACCCAGAGACAAAUAUACCUGUCUGUCU
Antrostomus carolinensis (chuck-will's-widow) is the source of this 3187-nucleotide messenger RNA. RefSeq names its product low-density lipoprotein receptor-related protein 1B-like. The annotation marks the transcript as partial. Gene Ontology annotation, molecular function: low-density lipoprotein particle receptor activity; calcium ion binding; protein binding. NCBI's taxonomy places the organism in Eukaryota, Metazoa, Chordata, Aves, Caprimulgiformes, Caprimulgidae. The record is from RefSeq and is a predicted model, not a curated record. Gene Ontology annotation, cellular component: plasma membrane; signaling receptor complex. The transcript has 23 exons.